Molecule: messenger RNA, 4455 nt
Organism: Cololabis saira (Pacific saury)
Lineage: Eukaryota; Metazoa; Chordata; Actinopteri; Beloniformes; Belonidae
Gene: sdc3
Product: syndecan 3
Exons: 5
Coding region: 367-1704 (445 amino acids)
Biological process (GO): cell migration
Cellular component (GO): membrane; cell surface
Source: RefSeq, a predicted model, not a curated record
GCCAGGCAGCGUCGCCAUACGGAACAUCCUGCCCUCAGCGGAGAGGGGGAGGAGAGAGGGUGCCUGCCUGCCUGAGCGAGGAGAAGGCGAGGACGGGCUCCGGUGUCUUCACAACAACUCGGAUAAGCGCUCAGAGGAGAGAGAUAGACAGAGAGAGUCUGGUGGGAACCUCCAGACUAGCAAAGUCCUGGAUUAACGACAAGAGUCUGACUGCAGGGGCUUUGAAGUUGGACAGACUAAGACCCCCGAGCAGCACCGGACCCCCCGGAUACCAGACCCCCGGACCCCCGGACCCCCCCUCCUCUCCCCGCAGCAGCAGCAGCAGCGGCGGCGGCGGCACCGGGAGGUUGUCUGCUCUGCACCGACAUGAAGCUGCCCUGGCUGUGCGCGCUCACGGCGCUGCUGGCUCACGCCGCCACGGGACAGACGUGGUCGCCAUCUCUCGAUGACGAAGGGUCGACGAGAGACGACUUUUACGAUGAUGAGGACCUCUACUCGGGCUCCGGCUCCGGCUUUCCUGAGAUCGUAAUGAGGCCGACGUCAGUGGGCGUGUCCUUCACUACGGAGGAGCCCCUCCUCCUGUCCACCACCCAGGCCACCAGCCCCGCCCCCUCGGCCUCACCUGCAGCCGAGCCCAGCCCCAGCCCCAGCCCCAGCCCCAGCCCCGAGGACACCAGCGUCACCCCGCUGCCCACGGAGGCCGACGGAGAGAGUGGAUCCUUCUGGGAGAGAGGGAGAGAGAAGGAGCUGGAGAGAGGAGGAGAGAGGGAGCUGGAGAGGGAAAGAGAGAGACAGUUGGAAAGGGAGAGGGAGAGAGAGAGGGAGCGGGAGCGGGUCCGGGAAUUGGAGAGGGAACGAGAGAGGGAGAGGGAGCGAGAACGCGAGAGGGAGAGGGAGAGAGAGCGGGAGAAGCAGAGAGAGCGGGAGCUUGAAAGAGAAAGAGAGCUGGAACGAAUCCGGAUCGCCGCCGCCGGACAGACCACAGCUGCACCCCGGUCCCCUGCUGCCGUCCCCGUGGCGACCACCAACCCUGCAGCCGGUCCUGAGGAGAGCGCACCGCCCUCGGCCGGUUCAGACGACCUCAGCACCACAGAAGAAGAGGAGGAUGUCUACCUGUCACCUGAGCCCACAUUGCCCGACGCCAUUUUUGACACGGAGACCACCACAGAAGAAGACAGGUCCACCGUAGCUGAGGCCACGCCUGAGCCCACGACAGUCGCCCCCACCACGACAGACGCCCCCACCAUCAGGAGCAAGGUCCCCUUCAGGCCCAGGUUGCCCGUGACGACAGCCUCUCAGGCAGCGCCGACAGAAAGGACGACCCGCCCACAGCAGCCCGCAACAACACAGGAGUCCAACAACGAGGUGGGAGCGGCAGGGCCGAGUGGAGAUUUUGAGAUCCAUGAGGAUCGCCGCAACGGUCUGGAUCGAGGCCCGCCACCCGAUCCCGAUCUGGUGGGCAACACGGUGGACGCUGGGAGCUCUGCUGCACAGCUGCCGCAGAGGAACAUCCUGGAGAGAAAAGAGGUCUUGAUAGCGGUGAUCGUGGGAGGCGUGGUGGGCGCCUUGUUCGCCGCCUUCCUGGUGAUGCUGCUGGUGUACAGGAUGAAGAAGAAGGACGAAGGCAGCUACACCCUGGAGGAACCCAAACAGGCCACCGUCACCUACCAGAAACCAGACAAGCAAGAGGAGUUUUACGCAUAACAUCUGUCCACCAGAGAGACGCGUCGCACGCAAGGAGAGGAACCAGGGAAGAGCGAGAGAAGAGAGAAAGAUACUCUAUAAGCCCUUAUCUCCUCCUUCUCUACUUCCUUCUUUUCUUCCUCCCUCAGCCCCCCUCCCCAUCUGCUCACCUCUCUUCAUCCCUCUCCCCUCUCGUCUCCAUAACAGAUGAGAGCGCCUUUCUCUCUGGGAACUUACUUUUCAAUAAAAACAGAAAAAAGAGGACAAAAAAAGAAAAGAAAAAAAUCGAAAUAUAUUCAGAAAAAAAUAACACGUACACACGAGAUGUUUUUAAAGUAAAUGUUGUUAUUACUAUGCUACAGAUUCUCUUGUUCUGUAUGUAAUGAUAUGAUUAUUUUGUAAGAAAAACGAAACAUUCUCUUUAACCUGUGCUUUCCAACAAACGACAAAAAGUUCCUCUUCUGUCUUCUGCUUUCACGGAGCAAAUGAAAAGGCUGAAAAGAGAGGAGAGGAUGGGGGCGGAGCGAGAUAACGGACGCACAAAAAAAAACAAAAAAAAAACACAGCGUUGAGCUUUCAAACCCCCCAAUACCCCUAAUAAAACCCCUCCGAGCAUCUGGUUGGCUGCUCAGAGCCCGGGGUCAAAGGUGAGAGGAAAGGUCUCUUUUGUGCCUUCCGUGUCCCUGGUGCUGAAAGAGACACUUACGCACCAACAUUCGGCCACAUAAACACAAGUUUAUACUCGCACGCAUUAGGAACUGCUUGAAGGUGGCUCCGACCUCUCGCUCUGCUUGGCCAACCAGAAAAUGGUACUCAAUCCUCGCUGUGUUUCGCAAUUUCGAGGAGCCGCUGUGGAAAUACCAACUCGUAUCGUUGAGGUUUGCUCGCAGCGAGCUGGCAGCCCCUCUGCUCCUUUAAGCUGUACAAAGACUAGUUAUUGAUAGUAAUAAUAAUCAAUAAUAUAUCAAUGUUUUUGGGCUGGAUGGUGAGUAAUAAUAAACCGUAAUAAUAAUAAUGAUGAUAAUAAUGCUUCAACGGGAGGAUAUGUAUUUAGCAGUUUAAAAAAAAAAGUUUAUAUGUAAAUAUCAGCGUAUCCUUUCUGGUGACACUAACCAUCUGCAUGAUCAUGAAGAGUUUUUAAUCCAUCACAUCCGUCAUCACCGUAGACGAGCUGUGCUCUUGUCAUGUGGAUGCACACACUCUUACACACAGCUGCAGACAUGAAGCUUUCUGUGCAUUUCAACACGACACACAGACUUUAAAUCCAAGUUGCAUCACGUCAUAUGAACACAUAUCAAACUCAUCUUCGUCAUUGUCGUCGUGACGUCCAUAACUUGAUGGUUGGAGCGCGAUCAGGCUGGUUUCACUGUUACUGACUAGUUUCUCACUCAGUUGCCCGGUGGUUUAGAGGAAGAGAGAGAAGAAGAAAAAAAGAGAAAAAAGCACAACUACAUGUCCAGUCGGUCAUCAUGUCAUUUGUUAUAACCCCCCCACCCCCCUCACACACCCGUCACAGCCAAUUUGCAUGCCUUGCGUUCUUGUUUCUUCUUCUACCAUCAAUUGGCUUUCUGUUUGGAGAUAGGAAGGGCCUCUGAGAGGCUUGAGGAGCUUUAAAAAUAAAACAACAAACAAGAAAUGCAGGACGUUGCUCCCACAUGCACUAAACUGAGUUAAAAACCAUAACAUUUGUUGCUAAAGCUUUUGGUUACGUGGGAAAAGUGAUCCAUGAGGUGAACUUUCCCCUCUUGUGGGACCAUCUUCUGGGGGGGGGGAGGGCUGUGCUUCUAUCUGAGAGAUUGUAAUAAUAACAACCAAUACCAGUGCGGCUGGGUCAGUAGCUUCUCUUAUACUCAGUACUGUAGACCAAACAUGCAUGGGAGUCAGAACUAUAGUCAUCUGGGUGCGUGUUGGAUGCCUGCGUGUACUUCUGUCUGCGCGUGGGGGGGUGUUUUGGAAGGAGAGCCGGGCCGUCUGGUGGUCGAGUGUGUUUACCUACUCCAGCAGUUCUCACGCUCGUCCACAGACAGGUAACACACCUCCUCCGCUCCCGAGUGUUAAAUCGCCUGCCACCCCACCUCAUCAGUGUGAGAGUGUGUGUGUGUCUACACUUCAUCUAAACCUGCCACCUCUGUGUGUUUGUGUGUGUGGGUGUGUGUGUGUGUGUGGGUGUGUGUAUGAGUCCUUCACUUUGGUAUUUCACAGCAGACUCUUGUGUACACUAAACUAGCCUGUCCAAGUGUGUACAUGUGUGUUUGCGUGUGUUUUGUCUGUUCACUGCUGAAUGUGGGACACCUUGUCCCUCACAGUGGCUAUCGCACACACUGACUGUGUCUUCUCACUGUCUGUCUGUCUGGCUUGUCUACCUGUCUGUCUGCAGCAGGACAGAUGGACACACGAGACGCCAUUUUUCUCACAGGCAGGAAUGAUCUUAACACGUACUGUCUUUUCUAAAGUGACUGUCAAAGUUGUGCGUUUGUACCCAUCUAUGCCUGCGUAGCCAAAUAAGACGAGCGUGUGUGAGGAAGAGGGUAAAUUUGUAUGCGUGUGUGAGUCCGGGUGUGCAUGUGCGAGUGUUAGUUCGUGAAGCCCGGUGGGGGCUACACUUCUCUAUGUUUGCUGUUCCCAUUCCUGUUUUUAUACAUUUGCAUUUUUUUAAGGCUGAGUUUCUGUCAUUGGCUGAGUGAGCGAAAGGAGGCGGAUCCUCCACGCCACCGCCCUGUCACUAAUCUGCCACUCUGUUCCAAAUAAAAAAAACCUGAUUGGGUAAACCAG